AUGCCUGAGCGACACAGGACCGGGCUGGUGAACACCAAAUCCCUUGCAGUUUACGACCAGAAGCUAGAAGAACCCGACUUUGAGACAGGUUCCAUCGAAGAUGGCGGCAGCCGAAAUUCGAGUUGGAGCAUCCUUGACCGAGCUGGAGUCUUCUUCGUCAAACGUGUGGUGCAAAGGCGAAUGGCAACUGGUCAAGUCAACCCACAAGAUCUGGACAUCCUCGGACUCGAUCGACUACUGGCAUACAUCUAA
Molecule: messenger RNA, 252 nt
Organism: Rhinocladiella mackenziei CBS 650.93
Lineage: Eukaryota; Fungi; Ascomycota; Eurotiomycetes; Chaetothyriales; Herpotrichiellaceae
Exons: 2
Coding region: 1-252 (83 amino acids)
Source: RefSeq, a predicted model, not a curated record